Molecule: messenger RNA, 1802 nt
Organism: Dimorphilus gyrociliatus
Lineage: Eukaryota; Metazoa; Annelida; Polychaeta; Dinophilidae
Source: the annotation of a GenBank genome assembly
UAUGUCAAUAGAACCAGAUUUUUCGGUUCUCAUCCAAGCUGUACGUUAUUUAGCCAUACCAUUUCCGCUCACAACUUGUGGCUGGGUUUUAAUAACUCAACUACCUGUAAUGUCCAGAUUAUUAACCGAAGAAGCACAUAAUCUUUUCAGUACCAAAAAUAUGAAGCUAGUCUUUUUGAGCAUUGUUGUUUUGGCGAUUAUUUUUGCUGUUGGAUAUACUGCAGUAUCCCCAUUAUCAUCAAUUAGAGACAGAGGGUCCAACAGAGACUUAAGAGAGUUCAAAGAUAACGUAGCAGCCUUAACAGCAAAAAUACAAAAAUUUGAGUCGGCUGCUAACAAGGAAAGUACCCCUAAAGAUACUGAAGAAUUAAAAAAAGACCUAGCAGAAAUAAAAGAGAAAUUUCUAAAAUUUGAAACAGGAUAUAGUCAAAAAACAGAAAUUGAAGAAUUGAAAAAUACCAUCGCAGAACUAAAAGCUCAAGUACAUCUACUUGAAUCAGGCUUAAAACCAGAUAAUGUGCACAAAAGAUAUCCCGAAGUAAAAUUUUUAAAUUAUAAAGAUAGAAAGAGAAUAUUAAUAACCGGUGGUGCGGGAUUUGUUGGUUCACAUUUGGUUGAUCAACUAAUGUUAGCCGGUCAUGAAGUUAUUGUUGCCGAUAAUUUUUUUACUGGAAGACGAAGAAACGUUGAACACUGGAUAGGGCAUGAAAACUUUGAGUUAAUACAUCAUGACGUAGUUAAUCCAUUAUUUAUUGAGGUUGAUCAAAUAUAUCAUUUGGCGUCACCUGCUUCACCUCCUAAUUAUAUGUAUAAUCCAAUAAAAACAAUUAAAACAAAUGCUGUUGGCACUAUUAAUAUGCUUGGUCUAGCCAAAAGGGUUAAAGCAAGACUACUCUUGGCCUCCACGUCGGAAGUGUACGGUGACCCCGAAGUUCACCCUCAACGAGAAGACUAUUGGGGUCACGUUAAUCCAAUAGGACCACGAGCUUGUUACGAUGAAGGGAAACGAGUUGCUGAAACUAUGUGCUUUGCUUAUAAAAAACAGGAAAAUGUUGAGAUUAGAGUAGCAAGAAUUUUCAAUACAUUCGGUCCAAGAAUGCACAUGAAUGAUGGAAGAGUAGUUUCAAAUUUUAUUCUACAAGCCUUGCAAAAUAAUGAUAUUACUAUAUAUGGCAAUGGUACUCAAACAAGAUCUUUUCAAUAUGUUAGCGAUCUAGUGGCAGGUUUAAUAUCACUAAUGAAUAGUAAUUACUCUUUUCCUGUAAACAUUGGAAAUCCUGAUGAGCAUACGAUUCUGAAUUUUGCUCAAAUAAUCAAAUCACUCGUUGGGGGUACUUCAGAGAUUGUCCAUAAAAAAGCAAUGACUGAUGAUCCAAGAAAGCGUAAACCAGAUAUUUCAUUGGCUAGGAAAGAAUUAAAUUGGAUGCCUAAAGUUGAUAUGAUAGCAGGAAUUAACAAAACAAUUGAUUUUUUCCGCAGUGAACUGGUUAGGUCAAAACAUCAAGAAAGAAACUUUUUUAAACCUCAUUUAGAUCAAAUAUCUCCUUGAAAUAUCUCCUUGAAAUUAUACAUUUUUUAUAUAGCUACAGAUUACCACUACUAAGGAAAAAGGAUUUGCCUCUAAUAAUUGUUUAUAUUCUUUUAUUUAAUUAAUUUAUAAUUUCACUAAAUCGUAAAUGUUUUAUGAAGGGGGAAUAGAUUUGCAGCACAUUUUUUUAUCGUGUUUCUAUCAAACACAUGUGAUACAAUUGACAUAAAUGCUUUUUACCUCUGUGAUUAUGAAAGAAUAAAAUAAUUGAAGU